CGCUAUCUUAGCAGAAUGGCGGAGACGUUGGAAAGUAUUUUGGCACGGCUUUUAGUUCCAGAUAAUGCCGUGCUCUCACAGGCAACUUUGGAAUUGCGAGAGUUUUUCAAGAAUCCCAAUGUUGUGGAAUCAAUGUGCCAAGUGCUUUCCAAUUCAGGAAAUCCACAGGUAAGACAAUAUGCAAGUGUACUUCUGAGAAGAAAACUUGCAAAAGGAAGACAGUGGACAAAACUUUCUGCUGCUACUCAACAUGGGGUGAAGCAGACUGUCAUUCAAGUCAUAAUUAAAGAAACAGAAAAACCAUGUCAAAAUGCCUUAGCUCAACUGAUAGCCACUAUAGCUAAAUAUGAGCUGGUAAAGGAGAGAUGGCCAGAAUUAUUUCAGUUCUUAGACCAUUACACCAGUAGUAAUGAUACCAUAAAGAAGGAGAUGGCAUUGAUCACUUUAAAUGCUAUUGCUGCAUCUGCAGGAGAACAUUUGAAGCCCCACUUAAAGUCUUUAUUAACAAUGUUGAAAAAAAACCUUGCAUUUCAAAGAAAUAUUGAAGUUUUGGAAAAUGAGACAAUACCUUUUUACAGUAUCAAAAUUCUCACCAAUUUAGUCAGCUAUGUUGGUUCUGAUGAGAUGAAGCAAAUUCAGUACAUGGUUCCAGCUGUGCUUGUGAUCAUAAAUUAUCUUGUUGUCCACAAAGAGGACUUAGCUUGUGAAGCAAUGGAAAUAUUUGAUGAACUUGUGGAGUCAGAAGUUGCUGUUAUUGUCCCACACAUUAAGAAUUUGCUUGAAGUGUUCAUAAGGAUAACUAAAGACAAGAAGUUGGGAGACCGAGUCAGGGUUAAGGCUAUGUCACUUAUCAGCUGGGUUAUAAGACUGAAGAAAAAGGUAAUAAUCAAGCUGAAACUUGUAAAUAGUAUACUGAGCGUCCUCUUUUCUGUCAUGUGUGAACAUUCUGAAAAUGACAACAAAGAUGAUGAUGAGGAAGAUAGUGAUGAUGAAGAUGAAAAAGAUGAAGAUGUUCCAUCAUCUUUUGCUGCCCAGGUAAUUGAUGUUAUGGCACUGCAUCUUCCACCAGAAAAAUUACUUCCCCCACUGAUUGCCGAGAUCGACUAUUCACUGAAUUCAUGUAAAAAUGAUCCAUACCGAAGGAAAGCAGCUUAUCUAGCUAUAGCUGUUAUUGCUGAGGGUUGUGCUGAAAGUAUUAGGAACAAAUAUCUUCAAAAGUUUCUUCAUUUUAUUGGACAAGGAAUCACUGAUUCUGACCAGAUUGUAAAAAAUGCAGCAUUAUUUGCUUUAGGGCAGUUUUCAGAACACCUUCAACCGGAUAUCAGUAAGUUUGCCUCUGAUCUUCUUCCACUGUUGUUCAACUUUCUAUCACAACUAAGUCAACAGCUACAGCAUGGAGGAAAAGAUCCAACAAGUCUUUCUAAAAUAUUUUAUGCUUUAGAAUCUUUUUGUGAAAACUUAGAGGAAGGUCUGGUUCCAUAUCUUCCCCAGCUAAUGACACACCUGUUAACUUUUCUUACAACAUCCCAAUCUGUUCGUGUUCGAGAACUUGCUAUCAGUGCAAUAGGAGCUGCAGGAAAUGCAGCCAAAGAAGCACUACAGCCUUACUUUCCUCAAGUUCUUGAGCAGCUGAAAGUUUACCUCUGUGAACCACAACCUGAGCAACUCUUACCACUACAAGUUCAAGCAGUUGAUACUCUUGGAGUCUUAGCAAGGACAAUUGGUAGAAACCAUUUUAUUCCUAUGGCAAAUGAUUGUAUGAAUAUGGGUUUAUCUUUAAUUGACAAAGUCCAUGAUCCAGACCUUCGUCGAUGCACAUAUGGUCUAUUUGCAUCAAUUUCAGCAGUGUUAAAAGUUGACAUGAGCCCAUAUUUGCCAGUUGUAAUGGAGAAUAUGAUUGAUUCGCUUCAAUCUACUGAAGGAAUUGUGACACACUUUGCUGAAGAAGACAACAAAUUUCCUCUUUUUGAUGAGUUAGAUGAUGAGAAUGAGGAAGAAGACAUUGAGAAUGAUGAGGAGAAUGAUGAAGACGACGAUGUUGAAGGCUAUAGUGUUGAGAAUUCUUAUUUGGAGGAAAAAGAAGAUACCUGUUGUGCCUUGAGGGAAAUUGCUGCAAAUGUUGGAGCCACAUUUCUACCUUACCUUGAAAAAUGCUUUGAAGAGGUCCAGAAACUCCUUGAACACCCAGGGGAAAAUGUUAGAAAAGCAGCAGUCUCUGCUCUUGGCCAGUUUUGUGUUACACUUCAUCAAGUUGCAAGUGAGAGUGGGGCUACGGAUCAACAAGAUGCACUGCGGAAGGCUCUUGCUGUUGUAAUACCAAAGUUCCUAUCUAUGGCCAGAGAAGACACGGAGAGAACUGUGGUGUUGGCUGUGUUAGAAACUCUAGAAGAUAUGAUAAAAGAAAUUCAAGGAAUAAUGGUUGAACAGAGAAGCAUAGUUGAUGCACUAAUCAGUUUGGUCAAAGAUGUGUUCAAGAGUAAGCUUGCAUGUCAAGAUGAAUCAGAUAAUGACGAACCAUCUGAAGAACAAGAUCAGGCUGAAUAUGAUAGCAUGUUGGUGGAGUAUGCAGCAGAAAUUAUACCAUCUCUGGGGAAAGUGAUGAACUCUCAAGAAUUUGCUCCAUAUUUUGCAGGAGUUUUACAGCUAUUCCUGAAUAAAACGAAAAAGUCAUGUAGUGUUGCAGACAAAUCAUUUUCUAUAGGAAUGCUAGCUGAGGUGGUUGAAACAUUAAACCAGGGUGCAGUAUGUGCUUUUCUUGAUCACUUGUUACCAGUCUUCAUGAAUGGUAUGACAGAUGAUGAUGAUGAAGUCAGAAGUAAUUCAGUUUAUGGUCUUGGUGUGUUAGUUGAACGUGCUGGACAACCUUUAUUUAACCGCUAUCCUGAGUUUCUCCAGGCAAUGUCUAUUAUGCUAUCCAAGGAAAAUAAACCUCGUGCCAGAGACAAUAUCUGUGGUGCUGUUGCACGGUUAAUUAUGACUAAUGCAGAUGGUGUGCCUAUAAAAGAGGUGUUCCCUGUGUUAAUUCAGUGUUUGCCUCUUCAAGAAGAUUUUGAUGAAAACACCACAGUUUUUAGAUGCAUCUAUCACCUAUUUAACUUAAAAAAUGAAGUGGUGUUCCAAAAUCUCCACCAUAUAUUAAAAAUAAUAUCAUCAGUAAUUGGAACUAACAAUGUAAACGAAGAAACAAGGUCAUUGCUUGUUCACAUAGUCAAAACAACACAGCAUCAGUUUCCUGCUGAGUUUGAUGGGGUAGUUGCUAAUCUUCCAGCUGAAGGAGCUGAAAUCUUAAAAGCUGUCAUUUUGAAUACUUAACAAAAAAAAUGAUAUCUCUAUAGUUUACAUUUUAUUACUUUAUACUGGUUGAUAUUACUUUCUCAGUCCUGAUAUUGUGUGUCACUGAAUUAAAAGUUUUAUUUACAUAACAGUUUGAGCAUAUUAAAAGUUUGAUACUGUGUAUUAGAAACUGACAGUUAUUUGUCAGAGGACCACUGUAUCAGUUGAAGUGAUAUGAAAAAACAUUGCUUCAGUGUUAGCAUGAGUUUUUAUAAUUUAAGGUUAUCAUCUUAUUUUGUUUAGUAAAAAAGAGAAACAUUAAUCCGUAACUUUGUUACUAUACUUUAAGUUACAUUUUUUUAAUGUAAAGCAGAAAACAUUUAAUCUUAUUUUUAUGAAUUGCAGUAUGUAGUUUGAACUUGUUUGAGAUAAUAAAUUUAAAGUUUAUAACUUAUUUAU
Molecule: messenger RNA, 3732 nt
Organism: Limulus polyphemus (Atlantic horseshoe crab)
Lineage: Eukaryota; Metazoa; Arthropoda; Merostomata; Xiphosura; Limulidae
Product: importin-4-like
Exons: 29
Coding region: 16-3312 (1098 amino acids)
Biological process (GO): protein import into nucleus
Cellular component (GO): cytoplasm; nucleus
Molecular function (GO): small GTPase binding; nuclear import signal receptor activity
Source: RefSeq, a predicted model, not a curated record